AUGUCUGAAGUAAAUGUAACAAAAGUAAUAGUAAACAACCCGAUAUGCGAUAUAUUAGACCCCUUUGUUUUUACAAUUGAAUUUGAAGCUUUGAAUAAAUUACAGGCAGAUUUAGAAUGGAAGAUAUUUUACAUUUCUGCUGUUAACAAUGAUGGGGAAGGAAAUCAGGAUAUUGAAUUAGAUAAUAUUUUUUUGGGACCUAUAGAAAGAGGUGUAAUGAUGUUUGACUAUGCUGUGAAUCCACCUGAUUAUAAAAAUAUGGAUGUUGAUAGUGUCCUAGGACUCCAAGCCAUUCUCAUAUCAGCAAAUUACAAGGAAAAGGAAUUUAUUAGAAUUGCAUACUAUAUGAAUUCAUUUUAUAAAGAAGUGGAUCUGCGUGAAAAUCCGCCAGCAGUACCUCAGUACGAUAAAAUAUGCAGACAUAUAUUCGUGGAGAACCCAAGAAUUGUGAAAUUCAGCAUUGGUUGGGAUUCUGAAGAAAAGGAUGAAUUCAAGGAAUUUGAUAAGGAAAAUGAACAAAUUGAAUUGAUAAAUUGUGGCAAAAUAAAUGCAGAAAAUAAUAGCAAUUCAAACAUAACUAACGAAUCAACUCAAGAAAAUAUUGUUAUUUCCAAUGAGAAAAUCCUAAAUGUUGAUGAAGGAAAUGGUAAUAUAAACAUGAACACUCAUUCAGAUGCACUCUUUAAAAGUGGCGUUAUGAAUGCAGAUAUUUGUGAAAAGAGCUUUUUGAACAAUAAUGAGCUAUCAACUGAUUUAGACAAAUGUGAAAUUUUUAAUGCUAAUAUAAAUGGAAUUAGUAGGAUAACCAUAGACAAUAAAAAUGCUUAA
Plasmodium gonderi is the source of this 828-nucleotide messenger RNA. Its product is annotated as histone chaperone ASF1. The transcript is spliced from 2 exons. Bases 1 to 828 code for a protein of 275 amino acids. Gene Ontology annotation, biological process: nucleosome assembly; nucleosome disassembly; DNA replication-dependent chromatin assembly. Gene Ontology annotation, molecular function: histone binding. The record is from RefSeq and is a predicted model, not a curated record. Lineage: Eukaryota; Apicomplexa; Aconoidasida; Haemosporida; Plasmodiidae. Gene Ontology annotation, cellular component: nucleus.